GCAUUUGUUUUGUACCCUCCAGUGGAUCCUGACAAGCUAGCAAAAGCUUACAACGUUACCACGGACUGUCUGCAAGCACUCAAUCAGACGGUGGAAGCAUGCGACCAAACUCUUUUCCAAAUGGUUGGUUCAGUGGACAAUUACUACUGGCAAGACGAUAAUAUCACGACGCUUUGCAGCGCUAAUUGCACAUGGGAGGCAACGUUGUGGGAUCUCAACGUUGGUGCCACAUGCGAUGGUCAAUAUUUCUCAUCGUAUGGAAAACUCAUACCCCCACAAACGAUUUCCGGGAGGUUCGUUGACGGAAUGAGAUAUGCAUGCUUGGGCUCAACGGUGUCUGACGCCUGGUGUCUUACCGAAUCGCAAAACUGGACAGGGUCAGAUAUUUAUCGCCCUAGUUGUGGCACCAAUUCCUCAGUUACGGCAUGCUCAGGAAACAGUUCCAGCCUUAAUCUAGAGGACCAAAGGAUGGCAGACCUUUAUGACGAUGAUACCCUUUGUGAUUACUGCUUCAUUCAAAUGUUAUAUACUCGAGUAACGUCUCAAUAUCUACCAGACAGCGAUUAUUCGGACUAUCUUGUAGAUCAAUUACAAGAUAUCGCGGACGUGUGCAAUGCAACCAUACCAGAUAUUACAGUCCGCGAAUUGCCAACAUAUCCUCCCGCACCGCCAGUCAGUUCGGUAUACCUUGGUAACGGAACAGGUCCAACGACUACCCUUGCAGCCUCAUCAGCAAAUCAAACCUGUAUGGGCCAGCUGGUAGGAGGGUUUCAAAAGAGAUCACACAAGGCCAACCCACACAUUCGUGGGGAAUCCCUUAGGAUGCGCCAGACGUCUUCUAGUUGCGACGGACUGUCAACAACAUACGGUAUUACAACCGGGGAUCUUCAAGCAAUUACUGGGAGCGACACAUGUGUUAUUUCAGCUUCCACCUGUUUUCCGUCCUCUUGCACCUUGAAACAGGUGCCAGAGGGAACUACAUGCGACGCCCUCGCCCAAAGUGUUCCGGGAAACGUCUCUACAGUUCAAUUCCUAAAAUGGAAUCCGAACAUACUUGGACUCUGCGACAGUCCUACGCCCGGUCAGCUCGUUUGUAUAGGUGCUCCCGGAGGUACCUACAGCCUUCCUCCGCCGCUACUCGGCACCGGCGCCGAUGCUGGAAACCAACAAAGAGGCGGCCCAGGGGGCGUCGUCACGCCGACAAGCGCAUCGAACAGCACCUCGACUACAAAAAUCAGCGGAGCAGUCUCUGCACCUACGGCGACACAGUCCGGAAUAGCAUCAAACUGUAACGACUGGGCACAAGCCCAAGCCGGGGAUGAUUGCUAUGACUUUGCAACAGCGCACGGCAUCACUCCCGAUGAGCUAUACGAAUGGAAUGCCAUACUUGGUGCAAACGGCGCAAAUUGCAGUCUGCAAUUUCAAGCUGGAGAAUAUUAUUGUAUAGGAGUAUCAAGUUCUGCUGCGACGACAAAAACUCAACCAGCACCAGCGACAACAACAGGCGGAGAGGCGACGACUACAGACUCUGACCCAAAUGAAUCAGCGACAACGCCCGCUGGUUCGGUUCAAACCGGGAUUGCUCCAGACUGUGAUAAGUACGCUGAGGCGCAAACGGGAGACACGUGCGGUAGUUUUGCUGCUGCAAAUAGCAUUUCCACUGGAGAUUUGUUUGCAUGGAACAGCGUUUUGGGAUCCAAUGGGGAGAAUUGCGCGUCAGAAUUUUGGGCGAAUGAGUAUUACUGUGUGGGAGUGGCCAGUGGAGCGGCCACUACAUCGAAUAAUAUACCGUCUAAUGUUCCCGCCGCCACAUCUACGACGUCCGUGACGGCCCCUGGUCCGACUCAAUCCGGAAUUGCAAGCAAUUGCAACAAAUUUGCGGAAGCACAAAGUGGCGACACAUGUGACGAGUUUGCAACAAAUAAUGGUAUAUCGACCGACCAACUCUACGCAUGGAAUGCAAUUUUGGGAAGCGACGGCAGCAACUGCAGCUCAGAUUUCUGGGCAGACGAAUGGUAUUGCGUAGGCGUUAACAGCUAAAUGCAGGCUUUCAUUAUAAAGUGUUUUGCUUCAAGGGAUCUUUGCCUUUUCAAAUAUAUAUAUAUCCGAUUC
This is a messenger RNA of Xylona heveae TC161, 2112 nucleotides long. RefSeq names its product carbohydrate-binding module family 50 protein. NCBI's taxonomy places the organism in Eukaryota, Fungi, Ascomycota, Xylonomycetes, Xylonales, Xylonaceae. The transcript has 6 exons. The record is from RefSeq and is a predicted model, not a curated record. Bases 121 to 2040 code for a protein of 639 amino acids.